Molecule: messenger RNA, 772 nt
Organism: Saccoglossus kowalevskii
Lineage: Eukaryota; Metazoa; Hemichordata; Enteropneusta; Harrimaniidae
Product: plexin-B-like
Biological process (GO): regulation of cell shape; positive regulation of axonogenesis; negative regulation of cell adhesion
Cellular component (GO): plasma membrane; semaphorin receptor complex
Molecular function (GO): protein binding; semaphorin receptor activity
Source: RefSeq, a predicted model, not a curated record
UGUCCCAUUGUUGUCAUGGCACGAUAUGGUACUAUUUUACAGUUCCUGAACAUUAUAGUCAUAUGUGUAAUAUUUGUAGAUUCCACUAUUGUCAAUACGUUUACCCAAGAUUCAGUUGGUUUUAAUCACAUGACUGUUGAUACAAUCACUGGUGACGUAUACAUUGGUGGUGUUGAUUACAUCUAUAGACUGGAUACAGAUUUACAACUCAUCUAUAAUAUAACAACUAAACCUGAUGAUAGAACUGAUAACUAUAAUAAAAUAUUAUCAAUCAACUACGAUGACAAUAAUCUGGUUACGUGUGGAAGAGAUAAUGGAUAUUGUCAGAUUAGAAACUUGACUGACUUGUCUGUGCUAGGUGAUAGUGAUAUAUAUGUUGCUGCAAAUACUGUGGAAGACUCUACUGUGGGAUUUGUAGCACCCGGUUAUGAUGAUAAACCUAUGUUGUAUGUUGGUACAUCAAAACGAGGACUUGACUAUGGAAGAGAAGCAGUGAGUGGACGACAACUUGAGGAAAACAUUUUCAGCACAGUAUCUGCAACCCCUGGUGUUACAACUAGUGUAAGUAUAAUCAGCUACUACCAAACAUCAGACGAUGUUAUCUAUAUACAAGGUUUCAGCUAUGGUGGAUUCAGUUACUUUCUAACCGUACAACGUUUGGGUAGAUAUGACAAUUCGUACAUAUCUAGGAUAGUACGUGUAUGUCAAGAGAGAAAUGACUACUGCUACCAUUCUUAUACUGAAGUAACAUUACAGUGUAACAGCCCUGAUG